AGUUUCAUUUUCUGAUAAGUCUCGUGAUGCUUAGGAAGGCAGGGUUGAACCGGGUGGAUUCGCUGUCUGUACAUCGGCGUCCUCUUAUCAGGGGUGCGCGCCCAAGCUUGGGGCGCGGGCCGCCCACCCGAGAGCUUCAGUCCGGAGGAACCUUCGCUUUUCGGAACAGCAUCAGAAACGCUAAGGCACUUGCUCCCCAAGCAUGCCCCAGCGAGUUAGGAGCCUAGAACCUGGUUUUCGAUCGGGAAAACUGAAGCCCAGAAAAAUUAAUGAGAGUAAGGACAGAGAUUGAAUGGUACUGGGCAGAAUCAGAACUUGGGUUCACAAUCACAGCCCGGAAAUACGCUGUAGGGCUUCGGGAUUCUUUGGGCAAGAAAAGUCGUCCAGAAACCUCGAGGCCUCAUGAGGACAGCUCAGAGAACCGUCCAGAGUGAAGGAGGACCUUCUUGCUUCCUGAGUCCCUUCAGGGAAAACCCUGUGUGGAGAAAGUCUGGCCUGUAUCUUGCCUCUGUAGUUUAGGACUGAAAAUUUUCAAAAUAAAACACUAGGAGGAAGAGGAUACUGAGGACACAGAGGCCCACAAGUGUUCAGAAAGUGAUUGCAGCCCAACCUGGAUCUCUCCCGUUCUCUGACUAUGCUCCCAGCUCUGAGGACAAUUGACACCGCUAUCUGGAGGUUCUCAGACAACUUGGAUGAGUCCACCUCUUCCAACAGGAUGGGUGACAAGAGCCAGCCUGCUCCUGAGCUAGCCUCAGCUCUUCUGUACAGUGACUUUCACCUCAGUGGAGAUCAACUACCACGUUUCAGAUAAAGCAGGAAAAGAUAUUGAUUUUCAUCUUGCCUCUCCAGGAAUGAAAACCUCAGUUUAUGAACAGAGAAAAUCAGGUUUACCUUCCAGAGGCUGACAGUGCUCUCUCGCCAGAGGAAACAGCCAUGGAGCAAGUCUGCCACCCCGAAGAGAUGAAAUGCCUUCAAGGCACACACUUAAACCAAAGCCCAGGCAAGUCCUGUGACCCCUUGGCUCUUAAGGAAGUGCUGGUGUGUGCCUCCCAGUUGGAGGAAGAGGAACAAAAUGAAGAAGAGAGGGAGGAGGAGCUGGACCCAGAUUUAGCCCCUGACCUGGAGGGGGAGGAAGAGGAGGAGGAAGAGAAUGAUCUCGGGGAUCCAGCUGUCCUCAGCGCUGUCUGUAACAUCCCGAAAGGUCUUCUCAGCUCCCCUGGAAUCAAGGCCCCUGGUGUGCUGGGGAUGUCGCCUGCUUCCUUGCACUUUCUGUGGCAGACCCUGGACUACCUGGCACCACUUCCUUUCCGGCCUGCCUUUCCCAGCACCAGCGCUGCAGCCCCGCACUUCGGACCUCGACUGCCCUCGCCAGACCCAUCUGUCCUCUGUAGCCCGUCGACCUCGUGGCCCCUUAGGCUCAGUCAUCUGACCCAGCUCCACCCUCAGCACCAGCGGAUCCUGAAGCAGCAGCAGCAGCAGGGUCGACCACCAAGUCCCCCAGCCAAGAAGCCUUGGUCUCAGCAGCCAGACCCCUAUGCUAACCUCAUGACCCGAAAAGAGAAGGAAUGGGUGGUAAAAGUGCAGAUGGUUCAGCUGCAGAGUGAGAACCCCCGCCUGGAUGACUAUUACUACCAGGAAUAUUAUCAGAAACUAGAGAAGAAGCAGGCAGAUGAAGAGCUGCUUGGGCGAAGGAGCAGGUUUGAGUCUUUCAAGCUGGUCACACCUUACAUUCAGAAGGCGGAGGCUUAUGAGUCAGUGGUUCGAAUCGAGGGUUCCCUGGGCCAGGUAGCUGUAUCAACGUGUUUUAGCCCUCGCCGAGCUAUUGAUGCUGUGCCCCAUGGAACUCAAGAGCAGGAGACAGGAGCUGCAAGCAGUCAGAGGCUUCAGGUGUUGUACCAGAUUGAGAAGCUGUUCCUUCAGUUACUAGAGAUAGAGGAGGGCCAGAAGGAUGGGCCCGCACAGCCCUGUGAGCAGCAGAGCAACCAGCUUGAGAAGCUCUUCCAGGCCUUAAAGACCCAGGAACAGAAUAAUCUGGAGGAGGCAGCGGAUGGCUUCCUGCAGGUGCUCUCCGUGAGGAAGGGAAAAGCCCUAGUGGCCCGGCUGCUCCCCUUUCUGCCCCGAGAUCGAACUGUCAGCCUUCUUCUGGCCAUCACCCGCCAUCUGCCCCUCCUUGUCAAGAGGGAUGUGGCUGAUCAGGCCCUGCAAAUGUUAUUCGAACCUCUGGGCAAAUGUAUCAGCCGCUUGACCUUCCAUGAACUCCUCCAAGGACUUCAGGGACUCAUGCUGCAACCACCUGGCUCCUCAGAGCGGCCAGUCACUGUGGUGCUGCAGAAUCAGUUUGGAAUAUCUUUGCUCUAUGCCCUGCUAAGUCAUGGGGAACAGCUGAUAUCCCUGGAUUCUUCCCUAGAGGAACCCAGCAGUGACCACACAGCUUGGACAGACAUGGUAGUUCUCACUGCCUGGGAGAUAGCUCAGAUGCCCACAGCCUCUCUGGCAGAACCCCUGGCCUUCCCCAGCAACCUUCUUCCUCUGUUCUGUCACCAUGUGGACAAACAAUUGGUACAGCAGCUGGAGACUAGGAUGGAGUUUGCCUUGAUCUACUGAUCAGGUUGUUCCGGAAUACGUAUGUGGGAAGAGUUUAAUGAUCAGACAUUAGUUGUGUAUGGGUUUUGCCUAAAGCGAUCCAGAAAGUCUGAAGACAGUUGUAUGCCUUGAUAUAUUGGUGAACCCUGCCCAAAACCUUUUCUUAUGCUUCAAAAACUAUGAACUAUGUGCCUAAAAAGGCAUGGCAAAAUGAGGUAUAAUUAAAAAGAUAAUAGAAUGAAGCGUGGCAGUUUGUUUGUAAGUUAAGAAAACGGCUUUCAUUAUAUCUCCUAUGUGUGAAGCUUCAAGUGUCCUUAAUGUAAGGGACAAGUCCUUGUUAUGUCUAACAAUAGACCUUGGAAACUGUUCCACUGUUGCCAUUUUUUAUAAGUAGCCCUAGCUGAGCUAAGAGUGUUUUAUAUAAAUAUCUCCUUUGAGAUAUGGGAUGUUUGGUUUACUUUGAGAAACAAGGUCAUGCACUCAUCAAAAAACACAAGAGUCCCUUUUAUGAACCAGGUACCAUUUUAGGUGGUUGAGAAACAGUGGUGACCAAGGAAAAGCCCCUGCUCUUCUGAAGCUUACAUUCUGAUUGGACAGGGACUGACAGAAGACAUCAAAUAGUGAUAAAUACCACGGUGAAAACAAAAUUGGGGGAUGAGUGACUGGAGUGGAAUGGAAGGCCUGUCAGUAGAGGUUACAAUUAAGCUGGAAUCAAUGACAAGUAUUCCAUGCAGAGGCACUAGUGAGCACAAAGCCCCCAGAGUGGGAAUGAACUUGGUGUGUUUCAGGAAAAGAAAGGAGGACAGUGUGGCUGAAGUACACAGGUAAGGGGGGGAGGGUGAUAAGGUAGGAGAGAGGUAAGCAGAGUACACAUCUGUAAGCCAUGGUUAUUUUUUAAAGUCUGGAUUUUUAACAGCUGGGAAGUCAGAAUUUUAAACAGGGAAGUGACAUAACGUGAUUUUGUUUUGAGAAGAUCACUCUGACUGCUGAUUGUUAGGGGAACAGGAUAGAAAGCAGAGAAAAAAAUGUUCAGAAGUUCUUUCUCCAAAGAAUGGAAGAGCUUUAGGGACAGAAAGAGAAGAAGUUUGGAAAAGGUUUUGGACGUAAGAGUUGACAGACAUUGCUGGUGGGCUGGAUAAGGGUGGUGGUGAAGAAUCCGGGAUGACUCCCAGGCAGAGUGAAUGGUGGGUGCCCUAGACUAACGUGGGGAACACAUGAGGAAAAAUGCAUUGCGAAGGGUUAUAAUCAACAUUUUAUACGCUUUAAUAUGUCCUGUUAGAAAUCCAAGUAGAUAUAUCAAGUAGGUGAAGAGCAGUCUGGAGGUGAAGGAAAAGGUCAGGGAUAAAGACACAAAAGUGGGAGUAUCAGCACACAGAUGUAUUACAAGUUAGGAGUGAGGAAGAGAUGAUGUAGGAAGAAAAGCCAACAGGGGACUGAGGAGGAGUUAUCUGAAAAAAAUAGGUUGAAAAUUACGGAAGUGGUGCUACCAAAGUUGAAAAGAAAGUACUUUAAGAAAGGAGUGUGUGGGCUUCCCUGGUGGCACAGUAGUUAAGAAUCCACCUGCCAAGGUAGGGGACACGGGUUCGAGCUCUGGUCCAGGAAGAUCCCACACGCAGCAGAGCAGCUAAGCCCAUGGGCCACAACUACUGAGCCUGUGUUCUAGAGCCUGCAAGCCACAGCUACUGAGCCCGCGUGCCACAACUACUGAAGCCCGUACGCCUAGAGCCAGUGCUCCGCAGCAAGAGAAGCCACUGCAGUGAGAAGACCCGGCUCACCGCAACUAAAGAAAGCCCACGCACAGUAACAAAGACCCAUGCAGCCAAAAGUUAAAUUUAUUUUUUUAAAAGAGUGUGGAAUGAGGAGAUGUGACAGAGGAGGGAGGCACUGACUACAGAAAGAGUCAAUUUGGAAUCUUCUGAAAGGGUAGCAGAGCAAUUGGACAGUAGGUAGUAGUCUAUGUAGGUUAAGGAACGAUUUUCUUUUAAAGAGUGAUAUUUCAGCAUGCUUGCAUGAUAAUGAAAGCACUGCCAUUAAG
This is a messenger RNA of Orcinus orca (killer whale), 4618 nucleotides long. RefSeq names its product PAT1 homolog 2 (gene PATL2). The transcript is spliced from 17 exons. Gene Ontology annotation, cellular component: P-body. The coding region runs from base 868 to 2604 and encodes 578 amino acids. Gene Ontology annotation, molecular function: RNA binding. The record is from RefSeq and is a predicted model, not a curated record. Gene Ontology annotation, biological process: P-body assembly; deadenylation-dependent decapping of nuclear-transcribed mRNA. NCBI's taxonomy places the organism in Eukaryota, Metazoa, Chordata, Mammalia, Artiodactyla, Delphinidae.